GAUCCUUGUUAACAAACAAACUGGAGGCCAUGCAUGAGAGAGAGAGCACCCUUCAAUCCAAGUUCUCCCCCCAGGGGCAUCACUACCGGGGUGCGGAGGGUGCGGCCCGCACCCGGGUGUCACCAUGAGGGAGGUGACACCCAGAGCCACCCUGCCGUUGCCAGGCAAGGCUGCUCCAACUCCUCGGACGCGGGCGGGCGAGACCGGGAGCAGCGUCGGCGGGGUGAGACAGGCGCACCGGCUGGGCGAGGGAGGCGCGCCGGCGUUCCCAGGCCUUCUCCGGCUGGGUGCCCCUCCGGCGCGUGCCCUCCCAGGGGCAUGGACAGGGUGGCUGGCCUCGAGUGCGCACAUGCAAGCCCGGCCACCUCGCCCAUGCCCCUGGGAGGGCACGCACCAGAGGUCCGCACCCCCCCCCCCGCACUCCCGCUAGGGGAGCUGUUUUCCCCUUCCUCCUUUUCCAGUUUCACUUGCUUGCUUACUUCCUGUCUUGUCCAUGCUCCUCAGUCCUUCCUGAAUGUGCCUUUUCCCACAACAGAUGUUCCUAGGAGCCAAUCAGCAUGAAAAGAGAGUGUUAGCUACUGAGAAGAGUCUUCUCAGUGGCUGACUUGCCACUUUUUACUGUGAUUGGCUCCAGUCAGCAGGAAAGGACAAUGGAAACAUUGGGACUCUGCUCCCAAAAAAGUAAAGGGUCUAAGGCCAGACAUAAGAACACCAGAACAGUUUAUUAAUUCACGGAGCUUCCAGUAUCGUCUUCCCUUACUGGGAGGGUGGAACAAAGCGAGACUAACAGCGCAAUCUUAACCAUGUGUACUCAGAAAAAGUCCUAUUGGAGUCAAAUGGGGUUUACACCUAGGUUACUGGAUUAUAGAACGGCACCUUUACUUUCAAAUAUACAUGCAUAGAAUCGCCCUACACCAGACCUCGGUUAUAUCAGUAAUUGUUUCAGUUGAAGUAACAACUUAACCGCAAGCACCGGAUUUACUCCGCAGUUGGAAAGACACUUUGGGCCUACUGCUUUAUACCCCUUCGAAAGCACGUGGGUAGUAGCGUAAAAAAGGAGGAGACUUGGCGCGAUGGAUUGCGGAGUGCAUUUUUGGGAAAACUUGCAGGCGACCUGAGGGAACAGAGGUGCCCUGAGAACGACAUUACCCAGCAUCCAUCUCGUGCAGCAGGGCGGGUUGAGGGUGCAGCCCACGAACACCGAGUAUGAAUUCCUACCGCGGGAAUGCGACUUUCAUAUACGACCCGCGCUUUGCCUUAUCAGAGGAGGGACGAGACCGUGGCUGAGGAAGGCCACUUCAUGCGCCCACCUGAGUCCAACGCUGCGGUGAAGUGAGCCGACAGCAGAGGAUGACGACGUCCCUGGAGGAGCUGAAGCGGCGGGCGGCCGAGUGCAUCGAGGCGUCGUCGGAGCGGCUGGGGGAGCUGAGCCGGGAGAUCUGGAGCCGCCCGGAGUUGGCCUACGAGGAGCGCCAGGCUCACGGCGCCAUGACGCGCUUCUUCACCAGCUGCCCCUCGCCGCCGGAGGAGGAGGUUUGGCUAGUGCAGCGGAGCUACAAGCUGGAGACGGCCUUCCGCGCGGACUGGCAGUGGGACGGGUAUGCCGCUGAGGCCGGGCAGAGGAAGAAACCGCCGCCGCCGCUCCUCCGCCUGGGCUUCCUGUGCGAGUACGACGCGCUGCCCGGCAUCGGCCACGCCUGCGGCCACAACCUCAUCGCCGAAGUGGGCGCCGCCGCCGCGCUGGGCCUGAAGGGCGCCCUGGAGAGCCUUCGCCGUAGCGGACCAGCCGCAGGACUCCUCCGCCAGGUCCCCGCCGUCAAGAUCAGUGUCCUGGGUACUCCGGCAGAAGAAGGGGGAGCAGGCAAAGCAGUUCUGAUUAAAUCUGAUGCUUUUAAUAACUUGGAUGUUGUGUUCAUGGCUCACCCAUUUCAGGAAGAUCUAUCUUAUAUGCCUGCUAUGGCAAAUAACCAUUUGACUGUACAAUACUAUGGAAAAGCUUCUCAUGCUGCUGCAUAUCUCUGGGAAGGAGUAAAUGCAUUAGAUGCUGCUGUUCUUGCAUAUAACAAUCUGUCAGUUUUAAGGCAGCAAAUAAAACCAACCUGGAGACUCCAUGGCAUAAUAAAAAGGGGUGGUGAAAAGCCAAAUGUUAUACCGUCUUGCACAGAGCUAGAAUUUUAUUUGCGUACUCCUCUGUUGAAGGAGCUGCCCAUUCUGAAGGAGAAAGCUGAAAGCUGCUUCAGGGCUGCAGCUCUGGCCACAGGAUGCAAAGUAGAAUUUAAAAGGAAGUAUUCAGAUUAUUACAACGUGCUUCGAAAUGAAUGCCUGGAACAAACUUUUACGGAAAAUGGAAAGAAGCUUGGGAUGCACUUUUCGGACAAAGAUAUCUUGUCUGGUUCAUCAGGCUCCACUGACUUUGGGAAUGUUUCCUAUGUUGUUCCUGGAAUUCAUCCUUAUUUUUAUAUUGGUUCAGAAGCUCUGAAUCAUACAGAGGAAUUCACUCGGGCUGCAGGGUCUGACGCAGCACAGAAGUAUGCCCUGCAUACAGCUAAAGCUUUGGCAAUGACUGCACUAGAUGUUAUCUUUAGACCAGGCCUGCUGGAGCAAGUCCAAGAAGAUUUCAGACGAGCAAAGAGCAUGAGCCCUGAAGUGUGAAAGGGAGAGGUCUUGGAAGAGCAAGAGUCAUAUAAUAAAACUAAGCACUGUUCUUUGCUGGCUAUCAAUAUUCAAGGCUGUCCAUACACCACAUUAAAAUUAUCAUAACACCAAAUUCUCUGCCAAGAAUGAUAAAUUGUGUAACUUGAAUGAAUCUGAAUAAUUUCUUAUUUUACAUAAUUUAUUCUGCAAUUUUACUAUUUGCAUAAUUUAGCCAUGGGUGAGGGCAAAUGGAGCACUCAGCUAUUGGAAAUCAUACAAUUUUAGAGUCAGAAGGGACCUUGUAGGCUAUCUAGUCUAGCCCUGUUCAAUACAUAUUCUUCAAUGCAGGAUACCACUAGAGUAUCCUUGAGAGAUGGCUGUCCAGCCUCUGCUUAAAUAUCUCAAGCAAAGGAGAGCCCACUACCUCCUGAGGAGGUCUGUUUCAGUAUCCAACACUCUUACUACUAAUCUUUAGAGAAAAUCUGCUGCUCUGCCAUUUCCACUCAUUUAUUUUAGUCCUGCUCUCUGGAACAUCUUCUGUGUGAUAGUUGUUCAGAGAUUUGAAGACUGCUAUCCUGUCUCCAGUUAAUUUUCUUUUCUCUAGCACCUCACCCAUUUUUCAUGAAUGUUCAAAGAUUAAAGAGAACAUCUCUGCAGUAACAUCUGCAACCUCCUUCAGCACCCUAGGCUCUAAUUCAUUUUGGUCCUGGAGGCUUGUACUUCUUGAAGGUAGCUAGAUAUUCUCUAACCAUCUCCUUACCUGUGCUGGGCAGCAGCUCCUUCCUUUUAUUCUACUGUUCUCAGAUAGAAUACAAUUUUCCUUGUCAUAGAAGACUGAGGUGGAAUAGGAGUUGAGUAGUUCAGCCUUCUCUCUGUCAUCUGUACAUGAAUUCAUAAAGCAUUGGAAUUGUGUCCAGAAUGUGUGUGGCUAAAUAUAGGAAAACAAUUCUAUUACCAUGUAGUUUUUUGUUUCAUGUUCUUUUCCUCUUAUCUCAAGAACAGCCUUUUAGCUGAAGCUUCUUACAAGGUUCCAUAUAAAGUAGAAAUAUUUGUUAAAGUUUCAGCAGAAAGUUGAAUCAUGUAAGCCUAAUGUAAUCAACUGCCUGUGCAUAUAUGUGAAUUUCAUGCCUUCAAGCUGUCUUCCUAGCCAUUUUGACAGAUGAAGUUAAAGCCCAAAUUGAAAAUCUUACCUGCCCAGUCUUGAAUUCAGCAAUGUGUUGACCACCUGAGAUAUGUCACCAACAAUUCUUAAUCUUGUCUUGUGAGUAAGACAAGUAAGAUAGUAAGAUGUUCAUUCCAGCAAAAACCACCAAGGACCUGUAAUGUCUUAAAAUCAUUUUCAGUCUGGAACACAAGGACCAUCGUUUGUUUAUAACAGUGAACUUGUUGACCACCUGAGAUAUGGAAAAACACUGGUUUGCAUUGUGCCCUGUUAACAUUGUUCAUAUAAAAAUUACCAAUUGCCAAGUUGCACCCCUUCUCCCACUUGCAUUACAUGAAAAUUUAUUUUAAAGUUUAUUUACACUAAAAAGGCUGCUUUUGUGUGCUGGAGACUUGGUAAAAUUGAUCUUCUCACAGUUCUGAACUAAAAUCUGAUAGCCUAAACUGGAAGAGUUUCAUAAGACAUGUAUUUUUAAAAAAGGUAUAUGUUAAGCAAAAUACUUAACUAAUUAUCUCUGUAUUACUGCAGUGAGAAUUGCUUGGUUGAUACCUUCACUACUGUUAUUUUUUUUAACACUGCAAUAAUUACAUGGCUACUUCAUAAAGUGUUUUCAAUGCCAACAUGUCUCAACAGGACAGAAGUAUUGAAAUCCCUAUGAUAAAGGGCCUUGUAGCUUCCUAUGCAACUUCUUGCAAGAGUUGAUAUAUUUUUAUUUUAUCAUACAAUUUUUUUUAAUAUAUUGCUUAUUAUUGCAUUUACAUCCUGCUUUUCCUCCAAGGAGCUCAAAGUGGUGUACAUAUUUCCCCUCCUCCAUUUUAUCCUCACAACAACCCCAUGAGGUAGAGUAGGCUGAGAGGCAGUGAUUAGUCCAAGGUCACUCAGUGAGCUUCAUGGCUGAAUGAUGAUUUGAACCCUGGCCUCCCAGGCCAUAGUCUAACUUUGCCAUCCUGGCUCAUACUCUGAGUAGACACUUUAAAAUCAAUGGGUUUAAGUUCAUUGAUUUCAAUGUGUCUAAGUAUGACUGAUGCUGGAUAUUCAGUUUGAGUAGAAGCAGUGUUAGUUCAGUAAAUGUUAUUUAUAAAAUUAAAUAUUUGACAUACACAGAGUUGUUGAAAAACCUCUUAGGUCACUGACCAUUCUCUGGGUGAUGUCACCAAGUGAUUGAUUAGCAGCAAUGCAGAGAAUUAUACAGGUGUAUAAAGAAAAAAGACAUUUAUAGUUGUGAUAGAAAUCUUGAUGGUAAAAGUGUACAGUGUUUAGAUUUGCAAUGUUAGCUAUUUACACACAAAUUGAUAGUUUUACAAUAUUGUAUAUAUUUACAAAUGGAGACAAGUAUUAACAUGGUCCAUUAGUUCUGUAAUUGGAACAAACGUUCAAGGACUAGCAAUUUCAAAUUGAGAAGCUUCGGAAUUUUUCUUCUCUUCAAAGCCACAUCACUACUGUGUUCUUUAGUAAUGUUUCUCACAUAAUGUCUUUUAAAAUAAAAAACACUAUUCAAAC
This is a messenger RNA of Rhineura floridana, 5296 nucleotides long. Its product is annotated as xaa-Arg dipeptidase-like. NCBI's taxonomy places the organism in Eukaryota, Metazoa, Chordata, Lepidosauria, Squamata, Rhineuridae. Gene Ontology annotation, molecular function: dipeptidase activity. The record is from RefSeq and is a predicted model, not a curated record. The coding region runs from base 1351 to 2652 and encodes 433 amino acids. The transcript has 7 exons.